Messenger RNA from Cottoperca gobio, 837 nucleotides. Its product is annotated as extensin-like. NCBI's taxonomy places the organism in Eukaryota, Metazoa, Chordata, Actinopteri, Perciformes, Bovichtidae. The record is from RefSeq and is a predicted model, not a curated record. The coding region runs from base 1 to 837 and encodes 278 amino acids. The transcript is spliced from 2 exons.
AUGAGUGCUGCACACUCCAUCCACCACCCCAACCUCCACCACCCCAACCUCCACCAGCCCAACCUCCACACGCUCCAUCCACCACCCCAACCUCCACACGCUAUAUCCACCACCCCAACCUCCACACGCUCCAUCCACCACCCCAACCUCCACACGCUCCAUCCACCACCCCAACCUCCAACCUCCACACGCUACAUCCACCACCCCAACCUCCACACGCUACAUCCACCACCCCAACCUCCACACGCUUCAUCCACCACCCCAACCUCCACACGCACCAUCCACCACCCCAACUUCCACACGCUACAUCCACCACCUCCACACGCUACAUCCACCACCCCAACCUCCACACGCUACAUCUACCACCCCAACCUCCACACGUUACAUCCACCACCUCCACACGCUCCAUCCACCACCCCAACCUCCACACGCUACAUCCACCACCCCAACCUCCACACGCUCCAUCCACCACCCCAACCUCCACACGCUCCAUCCACCACCCCAACCUCCACACGCUACAUCCACCACCCCAACCUCCACACGCUCCAUCCACCACCCCAACCUCCACACGCUACAUCCACCACCCCAACCUCCACACGCUACAUCCACCACCCCAACCUCCACACGCUCCAUCCACCACCCCAACCUCCACACGCUUCAUCCACCACUCCAACCUUCACACGCACCAUCCACCACCCCAACCUCCACACGCUACAUCCACCACCCCAACCUCCACACGCUACAUCUACCACCCCAACCUCCACACGCUACAUCUACCACCCCAACCUUCACACGCUACAUCUACCACCUCAACCUCCACACGCUACAUCCAUUUAA